GUGCAACAGAUCCCAAGCGCAUGCGCAGUUCAUUGUUUUGACUGAAAAUGCCGUCGGUUUCGAAAACGGCGGCCAAUGCGUCUCCUCAAACCGAGAAACCUACCCACUAUACAUACUUGAAGGAGUUCAGGACUGAGCAGUGCCCGCUGUUCCUCCAGCACAAGUGUACGCAGCACAGACCCUUUACGUGCUUUCACUGGCAUUUUCUUAACCAGCGGAGAAGGCGACCCAUAAGAAGAAGAGACGGGACCUUUAACUACAGCCCGGACGUCUAUUGCACGAAAUACGACGAGACAACAGGCAUUUGUCCGGAUGGAGAUGACUGUCCUUAUUUACACCGGACAACGGGUGACACAGAGCGCAAGUACCAUCUACGCUAUUACAAGACUGGCACUUGUAUCCAUGAGACAGAUGCCCGAGGGCAUUGUGUGAAGAAUGGCCUCCACUGUGCUUUUGCUCAUGGGCCACAUGAUCUCCGACCUCCAGUCUAUGAUAUCAGGGAGAUCCAAGCACAAGAGGCCCUCCAAAACGGACAGUUGGGGUCUGGGGAAGGUAUUCCUGAUCUACAACCUGGUGUAUUAGCAAGUCAGGCCAUGAUUGAGAAAACUCUGACAGAGGACCCACGGUGGCAAGAUACCAACUUUGUUUUAGCCAACUAUAAAACAGACCAGUGUACUAAGCCUCCAAGACUUUGCAGACAGGGUUACGCUUGUCCCCACUACCACAACAGUAGAGACCGAAGACGAAAUCCACGAAAGUUCAAGUAUAGGUCAACUCCCUGCCCUAAUGUGAAACAUGGGGACGAGUGGGGCGAGCCUUCCAAAUGCGAAAGUGGAGACAGUUGCCAGUAUUGUCACUCUCGCACUGAACAGCAGUUUCACCCAGAGAUCUACAAAUCCACCAAAUGCAAUGAUAUGCGGCAGACUGGUUACUGUCCCAGAGGACCGUUUUGUGCGUUUGCACAUGUAGAAAGAAUUCCCUCUACAGAAGAGACCAUGAGCUCAUUGCUAACAGCGAUACAGUCAAGUUCACAGUCCCAGCUGAGCUCCCAGCAGUAUUCAGAGUGUCCAGUCAAUGAGUGGAACAGUGGAGGCAACUCCACCAUCAGUGCAACCAGUAGCAACGGCCAAGUAGGAAGUGUUUCAUGUUCUAAUAGCUCAACUGUAACGCCAAGCUCAGGAAGCGACAGUUUGUUAUCCCCAGUGGGAUCCAUCAGCAGGCCCAAAUCCUUAACUAAUAGUAGUUUAUGUUCAGAGUCCACCACAUCCAGUGUCUCAUCUCUGACGUCUAACUAUCCUAAAGCUCCGGGCUUUGAACGUGAGGAUCAGAUCAAGAAUAAGGGACACAUGGAUCAAAAAUUAAUGGACCAAGAAAAACAGACACAAAAUACUGUAUUCUCUGCGGUGAACCCUUUGGCAUCAAGCUUUACCUCCAGUAUAACAUCAAGCUUGGCCUCCAGUAUUGGCUCAGAUAGUUCUUCACCCACCACCUUAUCAACAAUGAAUGCAAAAGCCACUCCUUUCUAUCCAGGGAGCAACACAGUGGAGUCUGUCAUAGGAUCCGCUCUGGACCUCAACUUCAGUGACAUUAAUGUUGCAUCUCUGGAGAAGGAGUUAGAGGAUCAAGACAACAAUGUGGGAUUGGCAAGUCAAAGGGUGCUGGGUGGAUCCGCUCCAGUUAACAUUCCUGGCUCCCUGGCAAGAUCUUCUUCUUUGAAUUCUUCAUCAUCGCUCUCCACCUCUCCGCUAAGCUCCCUCUCUCAGUCCCUGUCCCAGUCUCUGCUGUCUGGGACGGUAUCGCAGCAAAAUCAACCUUCCAGCAUGUUAACCAAGCAAGAGCACGGCCUUCUGGGAACACCCACCUCCUCUUCCCAGAACUCGUUGGGCUUGAAUGGAGGAGCUAGCAGCAUUUGGGACUUUGUGAGUGGCAGCUUUUCACCGAGUCCAUCUCCAGUUUUCAGCAGCCUAACCUCCACAAACAGCAGCGCUGAUCUGGCUCGCCUUUUCAGAGAACUCGAUGAGGCCAAGAGGAAGAUUAAACAAUGGGAGGAGGCCUGGCAUCAGGUCAAACAAGCGUGUGAAGCUUGCCAGAAAGACGCUCACGAAGCUAAGGAACAAGCAAAAACGGCCGAAGCAGAGCGGCAGCUGGCAGAACAGAAAUGGGAAGAAACGGAGCGCAAGCUCAAAGAGCUCCAAGGGGACUUUGAUGUGCUUUGUCGCACCCCUGGAACACCUCUUCUACGUAGCUAUGGAGAGCUGGACCAGCUCCCCUUGUCAAAGCUUCACUCCAUCCAGAGUCAGCUGCGUAAUGACCUAGACCUUAUAGACGGGGUAAUAUAUCAGCUUCAGUCAAAGAAAUGUAUAGUUUGCCAAAAGCAUGAUCGUUGCAUUGUUCUGCAGCCUUGCCAACAUUAUGUACUAUGUGAGACCUGUGCACCUAGUAAAACAGAAUGUCCCUACUGUAGAACAAAAAUAUUGAAGUGGUGAUGUACAAAUACUCAAGGUACUAUUUAAAGAAUUAGCCCUUUGAAAAACUACUAAUAGAUAUUACAUUUUCUAAAUAGCAAUGUCUGUUUCAUACAGUGAUUGAAUUAAUUUAGAUUAAAAUGAUGUUUGACUGAUGAAACGCAUAGUAUUAUGAAUUAGAUUGUGUACAGGGGAUUCAAUCGUUGUAGUUUUUGCUCAUUUUAUGUGCACGUUACCGCGGGUCAACCAGUUAGCUUUCUGUAUAAAAAGCCAUGCACUCAAAAUUAGAAUAUUAAAUUAUCUUGCAAUACCCUUGUGACCCUCAUACUACGACGAGUUUCUCAAAUAUUUAAUCAUGAUUCAAACACUCAAAAGAAUGUACAUGUUUAAAUAUCUAAAUACUGUUUUUGCACCCAGUUAAAAAUGCAUUUGGCUAAACACAUAAUUUAGUCGUGCUUUCCAGCAAAAAAAAAAAAAAAAUGCAAAUAUGCAUUGCUCACCUGACACGUGUCUCUUAGGUUAAAAUUGCAAAGAAGACAAUAAUCCCAGUGAAAAAGCUGGAUACACAAAGGCAUUGUCUGUGCGUUUGAAUUGCUGCCCAAUUUAUUUGCUCUUAAUGGAUUAAAAUUAGUGUGGAUAAAUGCAUGUGUGAUCUCCUGAGGUAACAUCUUCUUUACUCAAUGCACUUAAAGUCGCCCCAGAGCAAAUCUGAGGACAUUUCAGGCCACACAUUUCAGACAUUACUAUGGAGAUGUGUGUAAAGUCAUUAAAAGGUUUUAGUACAUCUGUUACAUGAAAGAUUGUUAUAUUUGAAUUUUAUAACUGGGAAUGGAUACGUGCUACUUUUAAAAAUCCUAAAGUCAUAUGUCUGUCAUUUACUGGAAGUCUUAAAAUAAUGUU
Scomber japonicus (chub mackerel) is the source of this 3365-nucleotide messenger RNA. It is a transcript of the gene unkl, whose product is annotated as unk like zinc finger. The record is from RefSeq and is a predicted model, not a curated record. The coding region runs from base 48 to 2486 and encodes 812 amino acids. Gene Ontology annotation, molecular function: metal ion binding. The transcript has 16 exons. NCBI's taxonomy places the organism in Eukaryota, Metazoa, Chordata, Actinopteri, Scombriformes, Scombridae.